AGGAGUAUACAUCACUCUGAAUCGGCCGGAAGCCUUUCUGGUGGGGCCAGGAAUGACAAUGGCUUGUCGACUCCUAAUCAAACUUUGCUGUUAGAGGAUCAGCGAUGGGGCGAUAUCAGUUAUGGAAUUGACUCAAGUAUUAGAGCAACAGAAGCUUUGCCUCCACAGAGAAAUGCUGAUAGUGACCCCGACUUGGAACAAGAUGGUCACCGACGCUUUUCUAAAAAUCCUUUGGUGGAUAAGAAUCCACAGUUCGCGAGAACGCCAGAUGGCCGAUUUUGGUAUAUGGGCCCGACAUCAUCAUGGUCAUUUUGUCGCCGUGUCCUAGCUUUAAUUGGGAGGCGUAUACCAGAAUCAAACCCUCCUCCAGACCCAUGGCACCUGGAUGGCAUGGCAUUUAAGCUACAAUGGCGCCCAACAUCACUUGAAGAGAUUCCUGAUGUUUCGAAUCUACCGCCUCUUGACUAUGCGCUCUUUCUCUUCAACACUGUCAAGUUCUAUUUCGGUUUCCUGUCGUUUAUGAUUGAUGAAGAUUUGUAUCUUCGUGACCUACAUGAAUUUUAUAAGGACCCCGCUGCAAAAGCUGUUGAGUCACGGUACUGGUAUGCGCAGUAUCUCCUUGUUCUUGCAUUCGGGAAGGCAUUCCUCACUCCCAAGAGUCCCUCUGGGCCACCCCCAGGACAUCAAUAUGCUGCAAGAGCUAUGGCGCUUCUACCAGACUUAUCUGGUAUGCAUCAAGACACAUUGACGUGCAUCCAGGCCAUGAGUCUAGGUGCGGUGUAUCUUCAGUCCAUUGAUAUGAGGCGAGCGGCAUUUCAGCAUAUUGGACACGCACUGCGUGGAUGUAUCAUUGAGGGCAUUCAUAGACAUGUACCUGAAGAGUUUGGUGGACCUGAGCUUUCUAGGAGGUGCAGGACGAUAUUUUGGGUGGUAUAUAUGCUCGAUCGGGAAUUUGCCGCAUUAAUAGGGGCACCGAGCUCCAUUCGAGAUGAGGAUAUCACAGUCAUGCUCCCUGCAGAGGUCGAGGGCUCUGUGGAAGACAUUAACCUAACAUUACACGUUCGGCUUUCCAGAUUAAUUGCUCAGAUCUUGACGACUAUUUAUAACCCCGGUGACAAGCUUAAUGGAUCACUCAUUCGAAAUACACAGUCGAUUCUGCACAGCAUGGCAGAGCUCUCGCAUGAUAUUACGGCCUUUCUGAACACGCAUUUCCAUGGUCUUAUCAGUCGAGCAUCAAAAAUGGCAAUCCGACUGAUGUUGGCUCACCACCACUGCAUCGUUCUAACGACAAGACCACUGGUCAUGUGUGCGUUGCAUAUGCAUAUUGAACGCACCGACAUGCAGACAUCACAAACGAUUUCCCUCACCCCACCAGUUUCUUCGCUUCUCCAGUGCUGUGCAGAUUCCGCCCAGACUAUUCUUCAAACUCUCCAAACCUUAGCUGACGAUGACUUGAUGGAUGCAUUUCUCCCAUUUCAAAUCGAAGACGCCUCUUCAUCCGCAUUCGUUCUCUAUCUCAUCCGUGCAAUAGCUCCUUCGCUCAUACCAAACAGCACAUGGUGCGAUAAUCUCGAGUGCGUUCUGGAUAAGCUCAUUGCCAAAGGUAAUCUUGCUGCGCCACUGCGUCGACGAGAACUUAGCCAAUUAGAGCAGAUCCUUGCGCCCUUGACUCCAAAGCCUCAGAAUAGCCCAUUGCCACCCGUGCGCUUCAACGCUGCACCGGAAGAGCAAGAAGAGGCUUAUGGGAUGGAUCAGGUGGACGUUGGUGAGGAAUUUGAGUGGGACUUGCUAGGUCUCAAUCCUUCAGUCAGCCUUCCACCCGCAGAACUUCUUGAUCUUGCCGAUCAACUGGAUAUGGAACGUAUUAUGCAAUCAGUUGGCGCGUGUGUGAAUUAA
This is a messenger RNA of Penicillium longicatenatum, 1896 nucleotides long. Its product is annotated as fungal specific transcription factor domain-containing protein. Gene Ontology annotation, biological process: positive regulation of transcription by RNA polymerase II; DNA-templated transcription. The transcript has 7 exons. The record is from RefSeq and is a predicted model, not a curated record. Gene Ontology annotation, cellular component: nucleus. Lineage: Eukaryota; Fungi; Ascomycota; Eurotiomycetes; Eurotiales; Aspergillaceae. Gene Ontology annotation, molecular function: zinc ion binding; sequence-specific DNA binding. The annotation marks the transcript as partial.